AUGAAGCCAACACAACUGUGGAUAUUUUUCUCUCUGUUUGGGACAGCCAUACUGCAGAGUAAUACAGAUGUUCAGAGCCUGCUAACACAGCUCUUUACAACAAAUAACUAUAAUACAUUGAUAAGACCCAGUACCAACCAAUCGGCACCAAAGGAGAUUGAUAUCAGCUUUAACCUAUAUGGAAUAACUGAUGUUGAUGAAAUUGAACAAAAACUAACAACUACAGGAUGGUUGGUUAUAACAUGGAAAGACGAUCUGUUGACAUGGACACCAGCUUCUUAUAAUGAGUUAGAUAAAUUGUAUUUACCGCAGGGUAAUGUUUGGAAACCUGACGUGUCUUUGCAAAAUGGAUUUAGCGAGUUGGAAGAACUAGGGUCUAAGUUUAUUCAAGUUUAUGUCCAUAGUUCAGGCUAUAUUAUGUGGAGACCUUUUCAGGUAUUUGAGACUAAAUGCGAUUUGGAUUCAAAAUACUUCCCUUUUGACGAACAAAAAUGUCAUCUAAUUUUUGUGUCAUGGAGUCAUUCAUCUGACGAUAUUACGUUGACACAGACCAGUAACGGUAUAGAUCUCUCUGACGAAUUGGAUAGUCAUGGUGAGUGGAAAAUUACUUCCUCUUCUGCCACUAGUGAGUUUGAGGGUUUUAUAUCCAAAGUAAAAUUCACAAUCGUGAUUAAACGAAAACCUUUGUAUACGAUUAUGAAUAUCAUUCUACCAAUUAUUUUGUUGGCGUUGUUAGACAUCUUUACAUUUAAGAUUCCUGCGGAUACUGGUGAACGUUUGGGCUACACAAUAACUGUCUGGUUAUCAUUUGCUGUAUUUCUCACCAUCGUCUCAGAUUCCCUGCCCCAAACCUCGGAAUCAGUUCCAAUUGUAUCAGUUUAUAUCAUUAUACAACUGUUCAUGGGAACAUUAGUUGUUUUGAUAUCGACAGUGGAAGCUGGUCUUGUUACAAAUCCGGAAAGUGUACCAGUGUAUGAUAUACUGAAAUUUAUUGCAUUGCGGUUGCGUCGAAACAAUGUAAAAUCGUCUGAGGAUAUGGUAAUGAAAAUAGAUCCGGAAAUAUCGGAAGUCACGUGGAAAGAAGCCAUCACUGCAGUAGACACCUGUUUGUUCUUGAUUUGUAUGGGUAUCUUUUUCAUUACUACUCUUAUUUGCUUUUUGAUUAUAGCAAUAUUACGAGACAGUUGAUUGCGAUAAUUAAAUUAUUUAGUUAACGGAAUAGUAGUUUGCCGACUGUCGUGUGCAUAUCAGUAAAAGAAACAGCAAAUGUCAAAUAUUAUGGAACUUUGUGACAAUAUUAAAAAAAAAUAAAAUGUUUGUACCAUAAGCAUAGACAAUCUAGAUUGUUUUUAAAUUGAUAAUUCUCUUAUAAACGUUUUGUACUAGACAUUCUCUUA
Messenger RNA from Mytilus californianus (California mussel), 1397 nucleotides. Its product is annotated as acetylcholine receptor subunit beta-type lev-1-like. The transcript has a single exon. Lineage: Eukaryota; Metazoa; Mollusca; Bivalvia; Mytilida; Mytilidae. The record is from RefSeq and is a predicted model, not a curated record. Gene Ontology annotation, cellular component: membrane; synapse; neuron projection. Gene Ontology annotation, biological process: chemical synaptic transmission; monoatomic ion transmembrane transport; nervous system process. Bases 1 to 1188 code for a protein of 395 amino acids. Gene Ontology annotation, molecular function: transmembrane signaling receptor activity; extracellular ligand-gated monoatomic ion channel activity; neurotransmitter receptor activity.